GGUCCCCCGCCCCAUCCCUCAACCUCCUCCUCUUUUGCCUGCAGCCAAGCGUCCCCUUCCCCCAUCGUCGGGUUUCUCCGCGGCUACUGCAGCGGAUUCAGAGCCGAGUAGCUGAGGAGAAGGAGGAGGAGGCUCCCGUCCCUGCGCGCCAUCCACCACCCUACUGGACACGGACGAGGGAACGAGAGCGUCGCCGCUGUAGCCUCCGGAGAAGACAAGGGCACCGCCGCCUCAACUGCCGCCGCCGCCGCGGUUUUCGCUUGUAGCAGCUCGCUGGAUCCUCAGUCUUCCACAAUGAACCCUGUUUACAGCCCCGUGCAACCUGGGGCUCCUUAUGGCAACCCUAAGAACAUGGCCUAUGCUGGUUACCCCACAGCCUACCCAGCAGCUGCCCCUGCCUACAAUCCCAGCCUGUACCCGACCAAUAGCCCCAGUUAUGCUCCAGCCACGCUGCUGAUGAAACAGGCCUGGCCACAGAACUCAUCUUCCUGUGGCACUGAAGGCACCUUCCACCUCCCAGUGGACACCGGGACCGAGAACCGAACUUACCAAGCAUCCUCUGCGGCUUUCAGAUAUACUGCAGGGACACCAUACAAGGUCCCACCGACCCAGAGUAAUACUGCUCCACCCCCCUACUCCCCAUCACCCAAUCCCUAUCAGACGGCCAUGUAUCCAAUCAGAAGUGCCUACCCCCAGCAGAAUCUGUAUGCCCAGGGAGCCUACUACACACAGCCCGUGUAUGCCGCCCAGCCCCAUGUCAUCCACCACACUACAGUUGUCCAGCCCAACAGCAUUCCCUCUGCCAUCUACCCAGCUCCUGUUGCCGCCCCCAGGACCAACGGUGUGGCCAUGGGCAUGGUGGCAGGAACCACCAUGGCAAUGUCAGCAGGUACCCUGCUGACCACACCCCAGCACACUGCAAUUGGGGCACACCCUGUCUCCAUGCCCACGUACAGGGCCCAAGGAACCCCUGCAUACAGCUAUGUGCCCCCGCACUGGUAAAGCCUGCAACCUGUCCAAAUCUGGAGUCACAUUGUAUGCAACUACUCAAGUCUUACACCGGUGCUGGAGCAGUCCCCUAGCAGCACCACCUCUAUUUGCAAGAAGAGACAACGGAAGUGCAAGGGUCACUUUAUGCAUCUUUAAUGAUUUUUAUUUUUAUUUUUGGUUUUUGUAAAAGCUGCUUUUUCUAAUCUAGGAGCCUCCCCCUCGUGCCUCCCUCUUAGCCACUGCCCUUCUGACUCUGUCCCCUCUUCCUACCUGACCAGGCCCAGUUCUCUCUGCACUUCUUUCCUUCCCUAAGCAUUCUGUCCCUACAAUCCCAGUAGCAGGCAGAGAGUGAGGUUUAUUGCAAUGGCUCAUCUACAGGCUAUAUUUCAUUUAGAGAACAUAAGAGAUGUGGCCAUCAGGUCUGAGGUAGGAACUUGAAGCUGUUGAGAAGGCCACAUCGCUGUCAGAUUGUAAUUUUGCUGAAGCAAGAUUACUUCAAAUACAAAGAAAUAUCUUCUAAGAACCAUUGCAGAAGACCAAGAACAAGCCCACCUGGUUAUGUAGGAAUGUUAUCAGCAGCUUCAUGUCCCCAGGCCCAGAACCUGGAAAAGCAGAGAAUUUGGGGUAGGGUGAAGGGAGGGGGGACACUGGGGAAGUAAGUGUGGAAAAGGGGCAAGAGGGUGCUCAGCUCUGGUUUGAAAGGUCUCUGGUCAUAUUGCUGGCCUGGACCUUCUGAUUUGCACAGUGAUGUUAGCUGACCUGGCACUUCCUCCAGAGAUGCUAUGACCUCAGACCUGCCAAACAGUCGCAUGGUGGUGGGAUCCCAGCAUCCAGAGGCUUCGGAAAGCCAGGAGCCUGCAUAAUCCCACCUUCAGCCUAAACCUCAUGGACCCACUCGAGGAGCUUUCUCCUCAGAGAGUGGCAUUUCUCUCUCUUGCCCUUCUGCCCUUCCCAGUGCCGGGGUGCACAUGUCUGUCCGUGGGGCUGGCAUGCAGGCCAAGCUCUUGGUUACCUUCUGCCAUUUCACGGCCAAAGUGAAGGAACCACAUUCCAGGAGGGAGCUUGCGGUUCUGAAGGUCAGGAUAGUGAAGGAAAACAAUAGCAAUAAUCAUUUCAUACUCAUGGAACUGAAGGAACCUUAGCAUUCAUCAUCUCAUCCAUUCCCCUAUUUGACAGAUGAGGAAACUGAGGCCCAGAGAAGCAGAAGGACUUCUCUGAACCUUAUAGUAAAUUAGCAUUAAAUGCAGCCUUCCUACUUACUGGCAUUUUGCCUACAAAAAUUUAUCAAGGGAUGGAUUGGCUUGGCUUUGUAAAAAUUAAGUCAGCAGUGUCCACAUCUGGUGAGCUCUGGAAUGACCUCUGGGCUUCUUCCUGCUAUUUUCCCUCAUGGACUCUAAAGGUGAAGGAUUGAAGACUAGGCAGAGGCCACACAGGGCAGAGGGCAGGAAGAGAAACUGCAUUUGGAAAGCCUGUGAAGACAUCUGGAAUGUUUAUCCUGCACUUGACUCCACCUCUAGGAAAAAAAAAAGCAAGUGGGCUCGCUGGAAGGGGCUAUGUACUUAGGAUAGUAGUCCUUUAUCCCAAGAAGAGAAGAAGAAUGGGAACCACCAAAAAUGGAAGACAAGGAUGAGGCCAAGCAGAUACAACCACAUCUGGGAGAAGAAGAGAGACCCCUGAGACAAGGAAGCCCUUCCUAGUCUCAGCCAGGAAAUGGAUUAGUCAGCCACCUUCCUGUGCCCAACUAGCCAAGCCAAUAGCCUCACUGGGUGGAAUAGGAGUAUCUUACUGUGUAAAAUUGGAUCACUGGUAACACCUGAGACUCGAACUAUUUUCAUUUCGAAUUCAUGUGAACUUGAACAUCACCUUCCUCCUAUUUCUCCUGUUCCCCUAAAGGAAACAAACAAACAAACAAAAAAAGGAAGCCCUUGAGCUAUAAUGACCUCAGAAACAGUCUGACUGUUUCCAGGAAUUCGGAGUCCAUCAGCAUCCAUGGCAGAGAGCCUGGCCUUCUAGGAGCUUCAGGACCAGAAGGAGAAAGCACAGCUAUUUUGGGGUACUGACAAGGUUUUCUUUUAAGACAAAGUUUUCCAUUGUUGGUUCCGCUUUUUUACAAUGCCUCUUUCUACCUUCAUUGGUUUUGUAGAGGUGGAUGAAGGUUGCUAUAGAUUAUGUCUUAAAUGUUUGAAAAAUGCCAAAAUAAUAAUGGUGGUAAUAAUUAUAGAAUACCUUCGCAUGUGUCAGGUGCUUCAUAGACGUUAAAGCACUUCACGACUGAUGUACUGGCCCUGAGAGCAAACAGCAGGGUCGGUUAUCCCACCUACUUGACAAAUGUGAAAACAGAUUCUAGAAGGAAAUGAAAUGGCCAAAAGUGAACUGUGCUGGAAUCCUGGCAGGUUUCCUAGACCCAGUGAUCUUCAGAUGACCUGGUAGAAGAAAAAAAAAGAGACCUAGGAAUGGCCUCUUAACAUUUGUUCUUUACACAUCAGUAAGUAAACACUGUGUCCCUCACAAUUCAUGUGGUUUGACCAUGAGGUGAAGGCAUGAUGCCUGCUAAAUAUUAAAAUAUUAAAAUAAUUAAAAUUAAAUAUUCAUAAAGAAUCCAAGACUCAGAAAAGUCCCAUGUGUGACUUUCUGGUAAGGAAUCCCCUGCUGGCUGUAAUCUCUCCAAGCCUGAUCCACACAUGGGCUCACGUUCUGAAUCAUCUAUGUUCUGUACCUCAUAUUAGACCUAGUUUGUGGAUUCAAGAUCAGAAAGACCCCAAGGUGAAAAUCAAGUGUUGACAUGCAGUAGUAUAGAGAAACCAGACCAAUUAACCUUUCUCAGUAAGAGCACAAGAGCCCCAGUUCAGCUGGCCUCCCACUUUUGUUUGACAGAGAUCAACAAGCCUGGCCAAGCUUGAGGGAGCCAUGGAAAACAGACUGAACCCCAGAACACAGUGUGUGUGUACCUUGGGUUAGGUGAAUACAGCUCUGGCAGGGUCAUAGGCACCUAGCAAGGGUGCCCUAGGUAUCACUUAAAGAUUCUGGAUGGCCCCAGUGGUCAAGAUAGAUGAGGCCAAAGCUGUAAGGGGCCCCUCACCAUAGGACAAGGCACACUGGCAUCACCACACACACACACGCACCUUGUUGACACCCCUGCCUCCCCCAAUACAAAGCUGAGGUAGAGGUGGAUCUGUUCACCAGCCUUCCUUGGUGCCAUUUGAUCAUCUUCAUCAGCCCUGGGCCAGAAAGUUUGGGUCUGAGAACUGGACUACUCCCAGUGAGUGAAAGCCUGCAAGUCUUGCCAUGCUUUCAAAACAACAAGUUCUUCCUAUGAGAUAAAAUUCUUUUUCCUUCUUGAUAUCCUGACAGUGACUCUGAAGUGCAUACCCCUUUUCCCUGAGUAUUCAUCAGGGACACACACAUCUAUCUGUCCAGACCUCUUUUUGUACAUAAAGUACUUUGACACUGAUUGCCAAAACCUCUACUUUAAAGAUACGGGCGGGGGUCAUCAUGCUCUGAAGGGAUGAGAGACUUGCCAGAGGACACAGCUCAUAAGUACAAGAGCCAAGACUUGAUCCUCUGUUCUGCUGCUGCCUCCUGCUGGGUCUCUUGAGUGUAAGCAUGCUUGAAGAAGGAAAGGACUAUGUGCUGCCCACAGAGGAAGCGUUUAUGGAGACUUGGGGGAGUUCCCAUUUUUCAGCUGAGAUUUUUGAGAAUUUCUGCUUUAGGCCAAGACUUAUAAUGGGCCCUGGGGGACCUAGAGGUAGAUCCAGCAGAGAAGUUGCCAGAAAAGACCUAACUCAGAACACCAAAUGUGACACUGCCCAGUACUGAAGAUGAUUGAGGACAGAACCAAGUAUCUUUGAGCAAGGAGCCUUGCUUCUGAGAAGCCUGCACAUGUUGGCUCUCUUGACUCCUGUCCAGAUCCAACAAGGCAGUUCAAGGGUACAUGGCAUAAGUGUGAACUUCUGAAACAAAUUUUGACUGGAGUCCUUAUGCUUGCUCCUCCAGGGAGAACCAGGUCCUAGAAAGGCUAACUAGGCUCCAUAUGUCCCAGUGUUUUCUGGCCAUCUAGAUGGUUCCAUGGUUGAGACCUUCCAAAGAAAUUUUGGAAGUCUUAAUGCUCUGUCCUGAAUAGCCUUCAGAAAUUAGUCAUGGGGAGCAUCAAAAUAGGAUAAGUCUCAUGGUCACCAAUUCUGGCAUCCUUAUUGUGCAGACAUGACAGAUCAAACAAGACAUUGGCUGAACCAGGCUAAGUUGCCUGCAUAUCAAAUAUCUUGCCCCUGCUCUGGCUGGAUCAAUCAUUAUUAUCCCAUGUGUGACUCAUAUUCAGCGAGCUCUGCCUUUCCAUCUUGUGUUAAUCAUGUCACUGCUGAGUAUGUGGCCCCUGUACUUGUCAAACUUGGGACUCUAGAGAAGGGCAGCCAGGGUUGGAGUGGACAAAGGGGAACAAGUCAAUGACGAAAUUUAGCCAGGCUCUCUGGUCAGAUGACACCUGAGCCUCUGGACAGAUUUCUGUGGACAUGCCAGGCUGGCAGCAGGCUUGUCUUUUUCCUACCCCUAUUCCCUCUCCUUGAAAAAGCACUCAUGAAAUUUGGUAUUAUGUGGUUCCACAACUCAAUCUUUGACAUUCCCAGCAGGCCAACUUCAACAUUCCAGGGCCAGACUUGCCUGGGCCAGACUUGGGUCCCAUUCCCUCAGUUUCUCCAGCAGGUAUGUCUUAAUUUUUAAACUGUUGAUGCCAGUCAGAAAGCCAGCCAAGAACACAGGAGUUGCCACAGAGCCAAAGAGGGACAUAACAGCACCUGCUUCACUGUGGCGGCUAUAUCAGUAGUCCUUAGGUAUCCCUGGUGUGGCAGUGUGUCCCUUCAUCCAUUCCAGGCUGGUGCCUGAGGGACAAUUUUCUUUCCCAAGAGAACAGAUAAAACAGCUUUACAGAUAGCAGCCCACAGGAAUCAAAUGAGUGAAAUCUGCUUUGGGCUAAACCCUAGCAUCCUCUAUCCUUGACCCCAGCUUAACCAUCCUCCUCAUGAAAAUCAAACUAAAGAGUAGGACUGGCCCAGAGACCUCAGGUCAGCCAGAUCAACUGGAUCUGUCUUGUGAACCAUGCUACUUACAAGGUGAGGCAAGACUAGGCCUCCUGCACCUUGAAGUUGUCUUUAAUCUUUGAAGGCCCAGGGCCUGCCCCCUUCCUGUCUUCAAGGCAUCUGAUCCCUCUUUCAUAUCACAUGACAGAGAAGCUUGUUCUCAUGGCAUGUAACAUCCCUGUGAAGAGAGCGUUGUGUAUGAUUUUGUAUUUUUUAUUCAUUUUAACCUACAGGUUGGAAUCUAAUUUUUAAAUUUUAUUGGAAUUCACAUUUUAAAAAUAAAAACGUUGAAAAAUAAUAAUUAUAAUAAUAAACCUUUGACCGGUGUCUUCCAAGUA
Arvicola amphibius (Eurasian water vole) is the source of this 6397-nucleotide messenger RNA. RefSeq names its product family with sequence similarity 168 member A (gene Fam168a). The coding region runs from base 295 to 1002 and encodes 235 amino acids. Lineage: Eukaryota; Metazoa; Chordata; Mammalia; Rodentia; Cricetidae. The transcript is spliced from 8 exons. The record is from RefSeq and is a predicted model, not a curated record. Gene Ontology annotation, biological process: positive regulation of base-excision repair.